AUGCACGAUCAGUAUUCGAUAACCCAAUGCACGAGCAGAGGGCGUGUGAGUGCUGGCAGGAUGGGAAGGAGAAGGAGUUUUCCUGCCUGGCAGCAGCAUGGGAGGCAGGAGGCAGAACUGCAAACGCAGCUGUGUCAGAGAAAAGAUACGCCUGCGACUGGUGCAUGGUGUAUGGGGGGAAGGACCGGUCGAACCGAGGAGCUGGAGCUAUAUCAACAGCAGCAGCAGCAGCAGCAGCAGCAGCAGCAGCAGCAGCAGCAGCAGCAGCAGCAGCAGCAGCAGCAGCAGCAGCACAGCAGCAGCAGCAGCAGCAAGCAGCAGCAAGCAGCAGCAGCAGCAGCAGCAGCAGCAGCAGCAGCAGCAGCAGGAGCAGCAGCAGGAGCAGCUGCAACAGGAGCAGCAGCAGGAGCAGCUGCAGCAGGAGCAGCAGCAGCAGCUGCUGUUGCUUCAGUUGCUGCAUCACCCCUGCUGCUCCCCUCCCCUCCAAACCACGUGCUCUUGGAAACUGCCGGAAAUCAUCGAUGGGAAGUGCUGAACCCCCUGAGGGGAAUACGCCGGGCGUUCCUCGUUAUCCCCUCGAGGCGAGCCCGAGAGUCCCGCCUCUCCCUCUUCCUCUUCUGCCCCCUGACCCGUCUGAGCCCCGGUGCUCCUCAAAACUGUCAGCACGCAUCUGCGGGGAGUGAUGCAACCUCGAGACCGAAUCUUCGCCACACGGCAACUUUUGUCCCCGUUUUCGUCGCAUCUGCGGGGAGUGAGGCAACCUCCGUGGGGAACACAUCUGGUUUUCUCCUCGUCGUGCUCGUGCUCUUGAGGCGAGCCCAAGAGUCCGCCUCUCCCUCCUCCUACUCCGUCCUUUGCUGCGUCUCCAGCCCAACGCUCUUCAGAACCGUGAGCACGCGUCAGCUGUGGGGGAGACAUCUGGUGUUGCUGGUCGUAUCCGCCAGCGCUCUCCAGAACUGCUGGGAGGACUCAGCUGUGGGGAGACAUCUGGUGUUGCUGGUCGUAUCCCCCAGCGGGGAGCAGCUGACCACCCCCUCCAUCCCCCUUCACCUCCUCCUCCUCUUGCCGCAUCUCCACCCCAGCGCUCUCCAAAGCUGCGAUGAAGCGUCAGCUGUGGGGGAGACAUCUGCUGUUGCUGGUAGUCAUCUUGAGUAA
This is a messenger RNA of Closterium sp. NIES-65, 1155 nucleotides long. NCBI's taxonomy places the organism in Eukaryota, Viridiplantae, Streptophyta, Zygnematophyceae, Desmidiales, Closteriaceae. The record is from the annotation of a GenBank genome assembly.